This is a messenger RNA of Haliotis rufescens (red abalone), 6235 nucleotides long. RefSeq names its product chromatin assembly factor 1 subunit A-like. The coding region runs from base 135 to 3935 and encodes 1266 amino acids. Gene Ontology annotation, cellular component: nucleus; CAF-1 complex. Lineage: Eukaryota; Metazoa; Mollusca; Gastropoda; Lepetellida; Haliotidae. The record is from RefSeq and is a predicted model, not a curated record. Gene Ontology annotation, biological process: nucleosome assembly. The transcript is spliced from 15 exons.
GCCAGGGAUGAACACACAACAUUCGCGCCAAGUGUGAGCAUUGUCAUGUCGUGGUAACAUAGUGAGGCUGGUCACCAGUUCUGUUUGUGUAUUUAUGUUUUUAGGUAAACGGGCUUCGCACCUUACUUUGGAAAAUGGCACAAGUGGCCAGCUGUGCCGAAAAACAUGUUGAUCUACCAGGAGCGCCAUCCUCUGAGGGUAUGACCAUCGUUGAUGAUGAUGAUUCACCAUCAUCUGCAAAGAAAUUGAAGCAAGCACGCCUCCCAUUUAAACCAAUUGGCCCAAAAUCUCAAAUAUGUGUCAACCCCGCUCCUCAUGGGGUGCCAAAGAAACGCAAAUUGUCAGAUCAAGAAUCACCAAGCGCCAAAGCUCCCAAGAUUUUCAACAAACACCAAGCUGACCGGCUCAAGCACGAUAUCCCAGAAAAGACUCCUUCUGACAUUGCCGACCAUGACAAUGAGGUGAGCUCCAGCUCCGAGGCAGAAAAUGUCCCCGUCUCGGGGAUGGCGAAACGCAAACCCUGCGAGACCAACAUCCUGGAGAGGUUUAUUCGCAAGUCAUCCCAAGAGGAGAUAUCUUCAACCAACGAAGUAGUAGAUUUAACCGAGAUUAGUGAGGAGAUUAUUGAUAACUGUGACAAUGCUAAAGCCCUUGAGGUGACCAGCUCUAAGGGGACCAAGAAGGCAGGUGACAAGCUCACUGGUACGUCCGAUGAGAAGGCCCAGCCUGUUGUUGAUGAGAAGGCCCAACCUGUUGUUGAUGAGAAGGCCCAGCCUGUUGUUGAUGAGAAGGGAGGUGAAGUUCAACCUGAAGAUGUAAAUAAUGUUCUGGCAAUAAUAGAUGAGGAUGAAGCUAAAAAAGACAGUAUUACAGAACCUGAGUGUAAAGAUGAAGGGAAUAAAACUGAAUUUACAACUGUUGCUGAACCAGAGCCUAUUAAGUGUGUGGAUGUUGAUAUGGUGGAAGAGGAAGACGUACCUAUUUCUCAUGAAAAGGAACAGGUGACACAAGUCGAUAAUGCCAGGUUGAAUGAUCUGGAUGCAUCAGCCAUUAGCGUUCAGUCUGACGAAAACAAAAGCUCAGAACUAAAUGGUUCGUCAAGUAGUAAAACUGAUAGUGAUGAGGAGAGUAGCACCUCUUCAGACGAGUCUGAUGAUGAGGAUGAGGAUGUUGAUGAUACCUCAUUGAACGAAACCCAAAACAGUGGUGGAGAUGUCUCCAUGAAUGACAGCCUGGCAGACAAGUCGGUGUCCUCCCAAGACAAAAGCCCAACUGCCAACUCAUCCACUUGCAAAACACCCAAAACAAAACAACAGAAGUGCAGUGUUUCCAAGACACCAGGUGGCAGCACGGUACAGACAAGUACACCCAAGAACCUGCGUGAGAGACCAGCAAGCAUCAAGAUGUCGGAAAUCAAAAAGCAAGAGAAGAAACAGGAUCGGGAAGCGAAGAGACAGAAACUCCGAGAACAGAAGGAACAAGAGCGACAACAGCAGAAGGAAAAGAAAGAACAAGAGAGGUUGGAGGCAAAGAAGAAAAAAGAUGAAGAAAAGGCUGAAAAGGAACGGAAGAAAAAAGAAGAAAAGGACAAGAAGGAACGUGAGCGGCAGGAGAAGAAGGAUCAGCUGGAGCGUGAGAAGCAGGAGAAACUCCAGCAGAAGGAGGAGGAGAAGAAGAAGAAGCAGGAGAUAAUAGACGCUAAACUGGAAGAGAAGCGAAAGAAGGAUGAGGAAAAGCAGAAGGAAGAAGAUGAAAAGAAUAAGAAAAAACAGAAGGAAAAACAAACAUUCACCAGCUUCUUCUUCAUCAAGAAAGCACAGUCACAGACACCAUCGAAGGUGAAGGAGCAGUCCCACUUCUUCAUGCCGUUCGAGGUGAAGAAGGACAUGUUUCUGGCACCGCCCACUCGGCGAGAAUUGCAGGAGGAAGACAAGGCAGUGCUGGACCAACAUCUCCAGACACAGGAAAGUCAACCUUUGUACAUCAAGGAGAUAACAAAUUCUUCAUACCAGAAGAAACAGAGUUCUCGAACUCUUCCACGACUGGCAGUGUCGCCGCCUGUCGAUGUGGACGAUGAAGACAGUGUGAAAUGUAUGGACGUCAUCGAGGAGGAGGAGAAGAAUAAGAAUCUAGUCCGCCAUCACUGCAAACUGCUGCAGUUUCACACCAACUAUCGUCCGCCUUACUACGGCACCUGGCGCAAGAAGAGUACAGUGCUCAACCCCAGGAAGCCAUUUAAACAGGAUACGGAACUGUUUGACUACGAGGUUGACAGUGAUGACGAGUGGGAAGAAGAGGAACCGGGUGAGAGUGUCUCCAGUAGCGAGGAUGAGGGUGAUGAGAAAGAGGACAAGGACGAAGAUGAGGAAGAGGAGGAGGACGGGUGGAUGGUCCCCCACGGUUACCUGUCUGAGGAUGAGGGCUGUGAGCAGGACGAGGAGAUCACCCCUGAUGUGCUGAAGGCUCGUCAGAUGGCGAAGCAGGAGGCAUGGGAGGCGGAGCAGAAGCGCCAGAAACAGCCGGUCCGAGCUGUCGUGAUUGGCGUAGCCUGGGAAGGGGAGGCUAUUGCGUCUCACCUGGCGGCCAAACUGGCCCAGUUCCAGGCUGUGUGUUUGUCUAUGCUGCCAAUUGACACGAGGUCUCGGCCCGGGGACAACGCGGGUGGUGGGAAGGAUGGAGACAGGACAUCGUUUGGAAAAGGAAACAGGAAACCUGUGCCAGAGGAGGCCAUGCCUGAUCUUAUACGGUUAUUGCAUGGCAACUUGAUUGGGAUCAAGAAACUGAUCAAGGAGUUCAGGUUGUACUGGAAGAAAAAGACUUCGGGCAGUCUGGGUGAGGCAGACGGUGACAAUAUGGAUGUGGAUGAAAGUGUGACCGACAAGAACGCCUCAGUGUUGGAGGGCUCUUGUACGGAGGAAAAGAACGCUCAAGUGAGUGCUGUGGACGUCAAUUCUGGUGGUGGCGGAGGAGGAGAGGAGGACAAUAAGGACACAUCUGACGGGUUUGGGAUGUCAAAACGGCAGCUAGAGAUGAAAAUCAUGUCUAUUGCCUUGCGGGAAAGGAGACCAAAUUUUAAGAAAGUGUGUUGGUAUGUGAAAGAAGAGGUUCUCAAACAGUAUGAGAUAGAGGAGCCAGCUCUACCCAAUGCCUGGCAGUAUGUGUCCAAGGGCUUGAUCAAGGUGAAGAACGAAGAGGCUGCUGGGAGGAAAACUCCCAAUAACUUGGCUGAAUCGUUCACCGAUUCAGUGUCAGUCAUCAUGAAGGAAGAGCCGGCUGCAGAAGAGGCUGAAGCUAAACCCCUUCCAAAGGACCAACCCUCAAUCAUGCAGUUUGCAAAGAAAAUGCAACCUAGUGAACUGCCCAAACCCAAGAUACGAAGAGUACAGCUUAAGCCUGCUACUCCUGUUCCCACUCCAAGUGCUGAGAGGUCCCCUGUCGCCGACUUUGAUACAUCAGCAGGUGAAGAAGUGCUUGGUCCAUAUAAAACACUGCCAAAAGAUCAAAGAUCAAUUAUGGAUUUUGCCAAGAAACCUCCAAAUGGUGCACGGACUGUUCCUCCAAGCGUUGUUAAAAAAAUGCUCUUGUCACCCAAGUCAUCAUCUAGUGCUGAUCUCAAAACAAGCCCAAAACAGGUACUCUCAAGGGAGACAACCCCCAAACAGAAAGUAUCAAGGGAGACAACUCCCAAACAGAAAGUACCAAGGGAGACAACCCCCAAACAGAUACUUUCAAGGGAGACAACCCCUAAACAGACAAUAUCAAAGGAGACAACCCUGAAAGGGGAAGCUGUGGCUAAGGUGUCUGUGAAGGGGGUUGUCCCAACACCAUCUGCGACAGCAGUCACUUCUCAGGACAAUGAUGUUGCCAAGAAAACAGUGAUAAGUGCUAGCAAGGAGGAGGCAAUGGACGUAGAUGAUUGCAUUAUCAUUGACUAGGGUUUUUAGGUGUAGGUAUAAUCUAGAAUAUUCUACUUUGUGUUUAAUAGCAAAUACUAUUAGUUGUGUGUUUAUGUGUACAGAUAUUGCAUAUAUAUUUAAAAAUUAAUUAAUACAAAACAUUUUCAUCACUCCUAAGUUUACUUUGAAUUAAUCUUUAAGACAUUUGGUGUAUGGUUGAUACAAGGCAUGUCUUGACUUCUGCCUCUUGCUCACAGCUCAGAAAUCACUGGAUUGCAUGGGUCAAGUCCAACUACACCAAAGCACACAUGUGGUUUAUGUAACUGUUUUGGGGGUGAGAAAUCAUUUGUCCUUCCAAACGACAUAUGGUGGUGUUCUUAGCCUUUCAAUGCACAGGAAAUAUUUUUGUUGGAAUCAUUGUGGAGAGGAAGGCAUUUAUUAAUUUAUUUUUUAUUAGUUCAAGUUUGUCUUCCACCGAGAUGGCGACUGAACUGGGACUGGAACUUCACAAUUGUCAAAAAAAACAACCCCAACUGUUUCUUUCAGUGACAAAUUAUGUAUGUUUCUGAACUAUCAGUAACUGUUACCACAACUUCUUGCAUGCUCCUCAAGGCGAUAUCUGCCGUUCUGUAAAUGGCGAAGCAACAAAUGGAGGUAAUAAACAGUUGUCGUGUUUAAAGAGAUCAAGGAAAACAGGUAGGGAUGCAAGAAGAAUUAUGUCUAACGUCCCUCAGCCUGUGUAGUCUGUGUGGUGAUGCUGGGCUGAGAUGACCCGUCUUCCAUGUGUUUAACCUUUAGCCUGCUGAAUUGUUUUAGCAUACGGCGCUGUAAAGAGGGUGGCCGAUUUCAAACAGUCUUCCAUGUGUUUAAAGGAGAAGCAGGAGGGAAAAGCUUACAAUUUCAACAUUGAAUACAAUUUUAAAAAGGUUAUAGUCAAGGAUUUGUGAUUGCUAAUGAAUGGGAAUAGAACAUUUGAAUUCUUGUUCAACAUCAUUCAAGUGGGACAUUUCGAUACGUGAAGAAAUGUAAUGUCUCUGUGAACAGUGGAGUAUUUCAUUUUCCGCAUACUCUGAUAUCUGACAAGAAGUAGCAACACAAACAGGGUUAAGCAUGCAAUUAGUCUAGGGCUUCAAGGUUGAAGAUUAUAUCAGCGUUUUGAUACUCUUUUGUUAACUUACGUGACACAAAUUCAUCAUAUAUUUCAUGACUGCUUUCUUUUUAAGAAACAAACAAAUCUUAAAUAAGAUUAAUUGAACAGCGGUAUGACUGUGUAGUGGCUGCAUGAUUGAACUAGUCAUGUGUAUAACACCGAUGCAGUCCGCAACAUUAACCAGUAGUCUGAAACCCAAGUCCAGUAAAAUUCUGCUCGGUCUAGUUAACUGCUCAUGAUAGUUUAACACUAAAAAUCAUCUGAUAAUGAUGAGCCAUGUCUGGGCUAGUUGACUCAAGCGUUUGGCAGACUGCCUGUGUUUGCACCACAAGGCAGCUUUCGGUAUACGAAACUUUCAGAUAGUAAUACCCAGGUGUGUCCUGUUAAUCUACUAAGUAGUCCAUCUCUCAAACUAUUCAGAGAAAGUUUUAAAUGAAGUGCUGAACUGUCAGUGUUGUUCGAAGUUAUGUAUAAUUUGUAAGAAUCCGUAAGAAGACCUGAAAAUUUUGUAUUUUCAAGUUGGCUGUGCUUUAUCAUCAGGUAUAUCAACUCGUUUACCUGUUACCAAAAUCGUGCAAUCAUGCUCCAUAGAGGGGCCUAGUUUUAAACUUUAAAGAUUGAAUAUUGGUAGUUUAUCUGGCGAACUGAAGCUAAUUACUACUUUCGCUAACCCAGAUAAUGUGUAAGUAAUGCAUACAUCAGUUAUUUGUCUUACUGUACAAGUGUUCAAGGUAUUUAUUGGUUGGUGAAACCAAACUUGCAAAAAUUCUGUCAUCUGCUUAAUGCAAUAAUUUGUCAGUGGAUGAAACCCAUUUUGGGAUAGAUUUAUUACUAAUAUUGUCAGUAUUAAUAUGAAUAUAUAAUCGUAGAUUACCAACUGAAUAUAUACCGUACCAUUCUUCUUUUCCAUAUUGUCUCCAGGUUAUAAGUAAUUUAAAUGUGCUCAGGGUAUUGUUAACAUGUCAGCAGCGUAUCUUCACGACAUUGCCGAGUCGGCCCUCCAGUGCAUCAUUUGGUAAGUGAUACUUCCUUCUUGAAUCAAAUAACCAUGAACUUUAUUUAUAACAAAAUUAUUUUAACAGUAAUACCAUUAUGUACCUUUUGUCUUCAGUGUCACGUCGACAUUUGUGUGUAUUACAGAGAAGGGUGAAUGAGUGAUACAUGUAAAUAAAUAAUCUGAUCAAACAUC